CUUCAUUCAUUAUUCCACUCUCAUAUGUACUGAGAGACAGACGGCAUCACCGCAGACAGCCCCUCGCGCUCAUCCACACCUCUUUAAGGUUUAUUUAUUUUGUCCCCGACGGAAAGUCCACUUCGGUUUUUGUGUGAAGCUCCAAAAAUCUAUGAAAUGUGUUUGCAUGUUCUUCUCCGGUCGCGAGGAUGUGGAGGUGGGAUAGAGAGACGCGAGAGGCUGGAGGAGCGCACGCGCUCGCUCUCGGACAAAGUGCGUUCUGCGUUUAUCUGCCGGUGUUUGGGGCUUAUUGAAGAAAUCAGCGAGAAUAUUUCAGUCUGGGAUUCCCAGGCCUUAGCGAAUGGAUGUGUAAGAUGUUCAUGAGGCUCGCCUAGUGUGGACCGCUGAUUCUCCAGCUGUGAACGCGUCAAUCUCGUUUUGGCUUCGGUCUUCAGAGGAACGUUGCAACUCUAUCCCCCCUUCAUCCUAAGCUCCCUCAUCUCCCUCUCCCUCCCCCUCACGCUGUGGCCCAUGUCUGCCAGCGGAGGGUCCAUGGAGGGAAGUCGAGCCGUAGAGGAUGAGGAGGCACAGGACAGCUGCUGCGGGGAUGAAGACUCAUCCCCGGUGGUGGAACGGAGAAACCGUAGCGGCAUCAUCAGCGCUCCACUCAGCAAAAGCCUGAAGCGCUCACGAGCUCUCUCACAGUACAUCGCGACCUGCUCGGCCGCUGCUGUCGCCAGUGUCGCAAACGCUAACAGACUCGCCCAGAGCUCCAUGGUGGCGACGGGUGUCAAAGCUCACCCUACGGCCAGCCAGCACAGGUCACAAGUCGGGUAUGCCAAACUGGACCGGGGCGCAUUAGUGUCCGGUCUUCUGGACUCUCCGAGCGGCUUGCAUCUCGCCCAGGCCGCCGAGCUCCUGCGGCGGGCGGGAAUGCUGCUUCCGGUCAGCGACCCUUCCAAUGUCAGUGUGGGAGGGGACAUAGAGGCGGUCUCGGCUUCUGAUUCGCUGGGCAGUGUGAUGGACUUCCCAUUGCUCAGCAACGGUGGAGUGGGUGGCAGCUUUCCAUAUCACCCGGGGCUCUUCAUAAUGACACCGGCAGGAGUGUUCCUCGCAGAUGGGGCGCUUUCUCAUGUGACCGGCGCAUCGGAACACCAGCAGACGCAGAGUGAGAUUUCAUCGGCCAUCAGCGCCAACGGGAAGAAAAAGCGAAAGCGCUGUGGCCUGUGUCCACCCUGCCGGCGCAGGAUUAACUGCGAACAGUGCAGCAGCUGCCGCAACCGGAAAACCGGCCAUCAGAUCUGCAAGUUCCGCAAGUGCGAAGAGCUCAAAAAGAAACCUGCUGGCGGGCUGGAGGUAAGAUGAAGGUGAUGCUGCCAACCGGAGCUCCUUUCCGAUGGUUUCCGUAGGGCAGCUGAACCCUCCCCCCAUGACUUCCAUCCCAUAAUGAAGGACUCCCGAUGGACGGUUGACGCCACUCCCACUCGGAACACUGUGGCGCUUGUAAACACUGGGUGCAAACAAACAAAUAAAACAAAUGAAGAGCGGAAUGAAAGCACUAUUUGAAAAUGAACAUGUCCUGAACCAAAAAUAAACAGUGAAUGGCGGAAUGUCAUUCCAUUUUUCUUUUUUCCUCUGUUCCAUUUCAGAACCAUCUGAGUUCUACUUGGGAAUCUUGCCCUUUAUUGGAUGCUCUGGAACUAUUUGCCGCCAAAUGGAAAACGGACAAUCAUUUUUAUUUGUGUGUUUAGUGGUUUUGUUUGUCCAUGUGUGGAGAAAUGCCGUAAUUUCGUUUAGAGAAUGUAAUCCCAAGGCUCUGUUUUAAAGCUUGUGAUAAUUAAGGAGCACUAUUGUAAUUUAGCACAGUGGUUCUUACUGACUGCCUCAAUGUUAUGAUUGCCUUUUUUGUUUUUUGUUUUGUUUUUUGAUUUGUCAUACAGUUUUCAAGUUGCUCAAUAUUUGAUACGAAGAUGACCGUGAAAGACACUCUAAUGUAGCAUCCCUUACUUUAAACAUGCUUGAAAGGUCCUUUUGGGUUUGUCGUUCUGGUUGUUUGUUUUUAAAUGCAGAAGGCCUGCUGGGAUUGGAGGGAAGGUGAAGCUGGUGGAACUACAAUAUUUAGACUAGCUAAUGGUGUAUUUGUGUACCAGCUAUGCGUAGGACCUGCCUUCUUUUUCUUGCAGCCUUAUGGGAUUGGUCAGCUGGAAACCACAGUCCUUAGCAGAAAAAAGCAGCCAAAAUUCAGGAAAUUUUUGAGGUUUUAUCAUAAUAUUUCUGAUUAGGAUAUUUUAUUGCUGAUUUACCCUGAGUUCCAGAGCUCCUUUAAGUCCCUUUCACAUGAUUCAUGUCAUUGAAUUCUCAGCAAGCAUUGCGUGCAAUCGUUGUUCUACGACGCUCAAAGUUCAAACUAUUUCAACUUUGACCCCAUUUGUCAUUGAGUUUUCAUAAUGUAGACAAGGAUUACAAGACAAUUUACCUUUUGUAUCAUUGCGACACAUUGAGCUGUAUGACACAAUGUCUAGAGCAUUACAAGAAAAGUUUCAAGAACUCUUGCUCAACAUUUUUUCCUGGAUUUUUUAAGCUCAAAUAAAUGUUAGCUCAUUUUCAUUGUGUUCAGUUCUUUAAUUUCGUUUUACCUAGCAACCUCGUGAAUCGGCCUUCUGUAAUGUUAUCUGUAACGUUUUCAUGUUGAGCGUCACAGUGCAUGACGCUUGUGUUGAGACAUGCAUUGAAGCCCUGGCACGAGUCAUGUGAAAGGGGCUUUAGGCCAUCCACAUAACAUAGACACCAUGUUGGAUAAGUGACUUAUUUUUAGCUGUAAUUGUCAUUUUGGUGUUUUUUUCUUCUUCAGUCCGAAAUCCUAUUGAACAGGUCCACUCCAGCUCAAAUACUGGUCUAGACUGAGUUAAACGCACAGUACCAAAACAAAUUCAAGACAAAAUCCAACAGCACGCCAUUCCCGUGCCGUAUGGGGCCAAAUUUAUCGGUCUGCGUAAAUGAAUGCAUGUAUUUGUGUCCAAAGCCAAACAUUCUGAGGUCUUGGCAGUCCUCAAUUUAAUAAACCUAGGUGCAAACCAAACAUUUCUAUAGUCCUUGUCGAAAUAUGUCAUAUUCUAUAGCAUUUGCAUGAUGACACCACCUUAAAUUAAUGAUUAUUACUUGUCUUGAGCUUGAGAUAUUGUUAAGCUCUUUAAAACAUGCUUAUUUGAUAAUUCAUUUUCAUUUUUGGUUGGUGUUCACAACUAAAGGCAUGGAUGGAAGAAGUCAUGUGAGGUGAAAUCAAUGAGCACUCAUAAUUUACCUCUGACUGAACCGUGCGCCAGUGCGAGUGUGUGUUUGUGUUGUGGGUGGGUUAAACCAGUGUACUGAGCGUGAUAUUUUUGUCCGUAGUGUAGGAGUGAAUAAGAGUGUGAAAGCUUUUUUUUCUCUCUGCAGGCCGCGUCUGUCUGUCUCACUCCUCGUGGCCAUCAAUCCGAUGAGAGCGAGCGAGCCAAAGGGCCGCAUAGGGAGAGAGCAAACGCAGUGUGUGGGGGUUGCGUGGAGAGAAGGUCGAGCGUGUUUUGUUCUCCUCCAGGUGCACGGCCAUCAGAAACGAUUUUAACGCCGCCCUGCCCCACAUGCGACAUGAAGGCGGUCGAAUCUGUAUAUCGGCGCAAAUCUGAUUCAUUAGCAUGCAAUUUAGGGUGGGUGUGCACGUAUGAAACGAUGGCCCACGAUUACAGAGCGACUGAGGGACGCUGCAAAGGCUCCUUCAGUCUUAUCAACAUCACCCAGACCCUUCUGUGCUCACGUCUACAGCUCUGUCCAAAACACACACACACACAAGGGCUCUGGCCUCUCACUCGAGCGACGGGGAACGCGUAGAGAGAGAGCGCGCGGUAACCAGGGCGAUGGUUGAUAAGAUAUUCGCUCCCCCACGGUUCAUUCGUUCCAGGGGAACAGGAGCACGGCGCUACUAUGGUAACGGCAGAGAGAGAUGUUGCGCUAUAAUUGGUGCAGUGCUGCGAGCAGCAUAGCGGCACUUCCAGGUGCGCGUGUCAGCGCGCAGGAGCCACGAUAUUACACUCCCGCUGGGAGACGGCGGAAAAGCACAAUGUGACCGGUUCUCAUCUCCUCUGUCCUCCUCCUCCUCCACACUUAUAUUCUACUAUCCUCGUUAUUUUAGUCACAAAAUAAUCGUAGCGGGGUUGUGUUUGAUUAAAUGAAUUUUAUUUACGGUUAAGAGGGUUAUUUGCCUAAAACCCUCUUAACCGUGCAAAGUUACUGUGGGCGGUCUUUUAAAAUGCAGCUUGGAAGAAUGAGACAUUUUUUUAAAUCAUUUUGAUGAGUCAGAUUUCGUUUUUCUUUUAAGUAUUCUUUCCAUUUGAAACUUUUAUAUAGCUUUAAUAGUUAUUUACCCCAGGCCUUUACUUUUGGGGAAAAAGAUAAGGUUAACUUUUGUGUUAGAGAACCAAUUAAACUGUAGUGUAUUUAAAAAAAAAAAAAAAAAAAUUCUAAAUUGUCCUGCAUUUGGAAAUGAAUGGAAUUCAAUUCGAAAGAAAAAAUAACACAUGUUGACCAUGCCCUCUCUUUCUCCACAGAUGAAUGAAUAAUGGCUUUUUCCUGCAAAUGCAGUCACAUUGUUACUUUUGUUUAUGGUUGCCUCAAACGAGGCGUGGCUCAUUUUACCCCAGUGUUUCAGUAAUAAUUAAAUGUAAUGCAAAUAAAUGCAAUAAACAAUUAAUAUACAAAGUGAUAUAGGUAAAGUCAA
Ctenopharyngodon idella (grass carp) is the source of this 4729-nucleotide messenger RNA. RefSeq names its product CXXC finger protein 5b (gene cxxc5b). The record is from RefSeq and is a predicted model, not a curated record. Gene Ontology annotation, cellular component: mitochondrial outer membrane; nucleus. The transcript is spliced from 3 exons. The coding region runs from base 511 to 1344 and encodes 277 amino acids. NCBI's taxonomy places the organism in Eukaryota, Metazoa, Chordata, Actinopteri, Cypriniformes, Xenocyprididae. Gene Ontology annotation, biological process: regulation of autophagy. Gene Ontology annotation, molecular function: zinc ion binding; methyl-CpG binding; 2 iron, 2 sulfur cluster binding.